Messenger RNA from Tripterygium wilfordii, 576 nucleotides. RefSeq names its product protein FAR1-RELATED SEQUENCE 1-like. Gene Ontology annotation, biological process: regulation of DNA-templated transcription. Gene Ontology annotation, molecular function: zinc ion binding. NCBI's taxonomy places the organism in Eukaryota, Viridiplantae, Streptophyta, Magnoliopsida, Celastrales, Celastraceae. The coding region runs from base 1 to 576 and encodes 191 amino acids. The record is from RefSeq and is a predicted model, not a curated record. The transcript has a single exon.
AUGGAGAAGCAAAUACGAGAUUUGUACACCGUGAAAAAAUUCGGUGAGUUCCAAAUGGAAAUCAUUAGAAUAAUGUAUUGUGGCAUUAAAUCAAUGGAAAGAGGUGGGUAUUCUACUCAAUAUAUUAUAUAUGAAGAUGUUGUAUAUAACGAAGGAGGUAGGAAGAAGAUGUUGUUCACUGUUAUGUACAAUGAAGUUGACGUCAUUUGUUCUCGCAUGAGGUUCGAGUUCAAGGGAAUUUUAUGCAGGCAUGCUCUGAAUGUUCUGUUGUGCAAUGAUCAUGUUAUACUUCCGGAUAAAUAUGUAUUUAGGCGGUGGAGAAAGGAUGCAAGAGGUCAUAUGCGGGUAAAGAUCAAGUUUAAGGGUUGUAUAGUGUCGACAGAGCAACAUAGGUAUGACACUAUGUGUAAAUCCUUCACAACAUUGACAGAUAUUGCAUCAGAAAAUGAGGAAUCAUAUGUCAAAGUUAUAUUAUGGAUUGAAUCAUUAGUGAGAAAUAUGACAGUUAUCCAAGCUACACAUCUCGUACCAUGUUCAGCUGUUUCGAAAGAUUCCAUUACCAAAAGAAGUAAAUGA